AUGUCUAGCAAUACUUUAUUAACUAUUUCUACAGAAGAUCAUAAUAAAAAUUCUGAGGUUGAAUUAAUUUUUAAAGAUGUUGAUAAAGAAGAUGGAUACAUCUCUUUGGUGAGAUAUAUAAAUAAACAUUCUGUUUUAGUUGAUUGGAUGGAAAAAAUUACAAAAGAACUGAAAAUUAUUAACUUAGUUACAGAAGAUUGGAAAUCUGUGUUGAAAAAUAAUUUAAGAUUUCAAGAACAUAUGAAUCUCAAAGUUGAUUAUGGUUUAGGUCAAAAUCAGCAAAAAACUGAAAACAAUGCAGUGCGUAUUAACCUCCAUUAUAUAAAGAAAAGUGAUCAUUAUUUACAUGUGCUAUUAGCUGGAGAUUUUAAGUUGAAAAUUAAAACUAAUUCUACAGUUUUACGACAUGUUGAUAGUGCACCAUUAAAAUGCAUUUCACAAGUCAUGGCGCUUAAAUUUAAACAUUAUAAUUUGUAUGACAAUAGUGAUUAUUUUGUGCAUUCAUGCAAAGGACAAUGCAGUUACUGUAAGAAAAAUGAAAUUUCAAGUGAAAAUGACUGGUGUACUUUAUCUACAUUAGUAUAUAACAAUGGAAAAUUAGAUUCAGCCGAACGUAGAUAUUGUGAAACCCUUUAUAAAUCUGUAACAAAAGCUAUAGUUAAUUUAGAAAUAAGCUCACUUUAUUCAUUUGGCGAAGAAAAAGUUACAAAUUCUAUUGAAAAAAGACAAACUGAAGGAAGUGUUGAAGAAAAUACUGCAAAGCGUAUGAAAACAACUGAUGAUAAUUUCAUACCUUUAGAAAAUGAAACAACGAGUCAAAAAAUGGAAAGAAAUAUUAGUGAAAUAUCUGCUGAAGAUACAAUGAAAUCAAAUUAUGUUUUUGCAACUCCAAAAAACAUGAAUAUUGAGAGUUGUACUCCUCAAAUAUUAAUGCAAAGGGUUAGUAAUCUUGUAAAAAUAAUAAGAGAAUGGGCUUAUGAGAUUUUCAGGAUUGAAACAUCAAAUACUGAUAUCUUGAUUGACCAGACAAAUUGCAGUUUAAAGAAACUGAAAACAUGGGGCAAGCAAUUCUUGGGAAUUGAAUUGUUUACUUCUGAAAAUUUAGAAAAAAUUAGCAUUAAUAACACCGACGAUUUAAUUAAAACGUGGUCUAUGAAACAUUUUAACAUUGAACCUCAAAAAUUAAUUGAUUUAAUCAAACAAAAGUUACGAAAAACUACAUCCAACUUCUCCAGUAUAGAGGAUUUUAGUAUUGAAAAAUUAUAUGAUAACAUUGAAACUAUAACUGGGGAAUAUAUGAAAUUAAAAGAAUGGGCAUUAAAUUCGUUAAAUAUUGAAACUUUAACUGUUGAUAAUUUAAUGGAAUAUAUUGAAGCCCAAGAAAAAUGCAUAGCUCAGCGAGUUAUGACUAAUUUUAACCAACAAAAAUGUACUCCUGAACAACUUAAAGACAGUGAAAGCAUUAAAUUAAAUUAUGAAGCGAUAAUUAGUUGGGCUAGAGAGUUUAUUCACGUUCAACCAUUUCAUGCUGAAAACUUAAUUACACAUGUAAACACUUUGAAUAAAAACUAUGAAGAAAUAAAAAGCUAUGCUAAAAAAACAUUUAAUAUCCAAGAUUUCACUCCUAACUUGUUUUUUCAAGCAAUUGAAAAGGAUGUACAAAAAAUAGAUACAUGGUUCCAAAAGCAUUUUGGAUUUUCCCUACGUCAUUCUGAUGCAUUAUUGGAAGCUGACAAACGGCUUGCAAUAAUGCAAAGUGAUGACAAGAUCAAACGAUGGGCUCGCAUAGCACUUGGAACUGAUGAUUCUGAUAUGUUAUUAAAUGAUCUUAUGGAAACGAUUAAUCAGCGGAAAAUAUUACAGUCUUUUGUGAAAGACACAUUAAAUAUUGAAUAUUUGAGUUUUGAAAACACAAUAAAAGAGCUCAAAGAACUAGUACAGAAAUAUUCCAAUUUAACUGUGUGGUUUGAAAAAAUGAAAACUUGGUGGAUGAGGAACUUCAGUAAUGAGCUAUCCCUUGAAAACAUGGAAGAACAAAUGCUUGAAAUUUCAGCAUAUGACCAACAAAAUAAACUCUCCAUUACAGAGAUCGAAGAGGAUGAGAAUAGAAUAACUAUUUUGAAGAAACAAGUUGAAGAUUGCGAAAUUCGGAACGAAACAUGUCUUAAACAAAAUGAAACUUUAACAAAAUUAAAAAAUGAAGAGAUUCAAAGGUUAACACAAAAAAUUGUGCAUUACGAAAAAGAACUUCAAAGUUUAACAGACAAAAUGAGUAAUUAUAAAGAAACAUUGACUGAAGAAGUUAAAAAUCACCAAACUACUAUUACUAAGCAAAAAGACUAUAUUGAAAAGUUAAAAAAUGAAAAUCAAGGUUUCAAAGAAAUAAUAGAUGAACAAAAACGAGCAAUUGAUGAUUUUACUGUAACACUUAACACUCAAAGUGUAACUGUUUUAGAUUUACAAAAUAAGGAAAUAUCUCGGAAGAAAAGCAAAAUAAGUACAAAAAUGGAACUUGACAAAACAAUUACAACAUUAGAAAAAGGUAAUGAAACUGUCUAUGAAUCAUCAUCUUCACCAAAUAAACGCAAGAAAAGAAAAUUUGAAUAUGAAUUUUCAGAUCCAAAAUACGAACAAGAAGAAAUAGUAGACUUUGAUGACAGCUUAAAGGAUUUAUGGCAAAAAAGAGAAGUUAAUCACAAUAUAAAUCUUUUAAGGUUACAAAAAUUAUUAGAAGAUUUGGAGACUGCAAAUGAUCAUGUAGCAAUUUUAACUGCUUAUGUUCAAAACCAAAUAGAUAUUUUAAACAAUUAUGAAAAAAAGGUGAACACAAAUAGCAGUAUAAAUGAUUUACUGAUUUAUACAAAAAAUGAAACAGAACAAUUUAUUAAGAAAUUGACAGUAAAAGAUGAGGUCAAUAAAGUUUUCCACACUUAUUUUGAUAGUGUUGAUGGAUUUCUAGGCUUUAUGUUCAAUGAUAUUACUAAUUAUGUAGAUAAUUUGAGUAUUGAAGAUGAUAAUAGUCCUCAUUCAAAUACUAUUCGCAAAAUGUAUAAUUUUGAUCAUGUAAAAAUCCUUUCUGGAAGCGAUGCAGCAGCCACUAUAUUUUUAGCUGUUUUGUGUACCUAUAUAAAAUACUUUCCAAAUGAAAAAUGCUUAGUUGUUUCUAAAAAAGAUGUUGAAAUGUAUUUGCUAAAAAACUCACAAAGUUAUCCUGACAUAAAAAGUGUAAUUUUGAGCGAACUAAUAGAUUUUUACCAAUCAAAUACAGUUAAUCUUCAUAACAUUGCUAGAGUUAAGAUCAUUCAGUUAAAUAACAGGUUGUUCAAAAGUGUUUAG
Messenger RNA from Uloborus diversus, 3336 nucleotides. Its product is annotated as centromere-associated protein E-like. The transcript is spliced from 6 exons. Lineage: Eukaryota; Metazoa; Arthropoda; Arachnida; Araneae; Uloboridae. The coding region runs from base 1 to 3336 and encodes 1111 amino acids. The record is from RefSeq and is a predicted model, not a curated record.